AUGGCGAGUUGCUCUUUCGCUCACCACCGAGCAACAAGGAGACUGAGAGCUGCAGCAGCGGCUACGGCGGCAGCUCUAGCCGCAGUGGAGACCACCCCACUUCUAUCCUCGGGAACCCUAACCGCACUCAUUGGGACCGGGUCUUCUUGUCCGGGAGCCAUGUGGCUUUCCUCCGCCACUGGCUCCCGGUCACACUCCGAGUCUGAUGAAGAGGACCUCCCCGUCGGCGAGGAAGUCUGCAAACGCGGCUACCUGCGGAAGCAGAAGCAUGGGCACAGGCGCUACUUCGUGCUCAAACUCGAGACCGCCGACGCCCCGGCUCGGCUGGAAUACUACGAAAAUGCCAGGAAGUUCCGGCACAGUGUCCGUGCCGCGGCCGCUGCGGCAGCCGCCGCUGCCUCAGGCACCUCAGCCCCGGCGCUCAUCCCGCCGCGGCGCGUGAUCACCCUGUACCAGUGCUUCUCCGUGAGCCAGCGAGCCGACGCAAGGUACCGACAUCUCAUCGCUCUUUUUACCCAGGAUGAGUACUUGGCUCUGGUGGCCGAAAACGAGUCGGAGCAAGAGAGCUGGUACUUGCUGCUCAGCCGCCUCAUCCUCGAGAGCAAACGCCGCCGCUGCGGCACGCCCUGCGCGCAGCUGGAUGGAGAGCCGGUCGCGCUGGCGGCCCCAGCGGCGGCGGAGCCACCAUUCUACAAAGAUGUGUGGCAGGUAAUAGUCAAACCCAGGGGGCUGGGGCAUAGAAAAGAGCUGAGCGGCGUGUUCCGGCUCUGUCUUACCGACGAGGAGGUUGUGUUUGUGAGGCUGAAUACUGAGGUGGCCAGCGUGGUCGUCCAGCUCCUGAGUAUCCGUCGCUGCGGACACUCUGAGCAGUAUUUUUUCUUGGAAGUCGGCAGGUCCACCGUCAUCGGUCCAGGGGAGCUCUGGAUGCAGGUCGAUGACUGUGUGGUGGCCCAAAAUAUGCAUGAGCUCUUUUUGGAGAAGAUGAAAGCCUUGUGUGCAGACGAAUACCGAGCCCGCUGCCGCAGCUACAGCAUCAGCAUAGGGGCCCACCUGUUAAACCUGCUGUCCACUAGGAGGCACCAGGACACGGUGCGGCUGGAGCCUGGAGGCUGGCUAAGAAGGUCCCGCUUUGAACAAUUUUGCCACUUCAAGGCCAUAGGUGACGGAGAACACGAGAUGCUCCUCAACAGACACUCCGUGACACCUAGCGAGCCUGUGCCCCACUCCAGGCGAGGAAGACUGCACCUGCCCAGAGCGCGCAGGUCCAGGAGAACGAUUUCUGUGCCAGCCAACUUUUUUCGACGCUUAGCACCCUGCCGGGUGCGUGCUCGGCAGACUGCAGAAGCCCCCAGCGACAGAGUUCGCCUGUUUUCUGAAGCGUCUAGUUCCGGUUCUGGCAACUCUGGAGAAGAAGGCAAUCCUCAAGGCCAAGCGGGUCAGGAAGGAAACACAGGUGACUACAUGCCCAUGGACAAUUGGGGCUCAGGAGGUGGCCAGGGCUCAAGAGGCCAGGGCUCCAGUAGCCAGAGCUCAGGAGGAAACCAGUGCUCAGGCAGGGGUCUGGGCUCCCGAGGGGUCCAGGGAUGUAGUGGUGGCCAGGGUUCAAGCCACCAGGGCUCAGGGAGCCAGGGUAUAGGAGGAAACCAAUGCUCAGGAAAUGGCCAGGGCCCCACAGGUGGGCACAGUUCCAGCAGUGGCCAAGAAGCCAGUGGUGGACAUGGCUCAGGUAGUGGCCAAGGACCAGGAGAUGGCCAUAAUUCAGGUGGUGGCAAGAACUCCGGAGGGGGCAAAGGCUCAGGAAGUGGGAAAGACUCCGAUGGCAAUGGUGAAUGGGCAAGAUCUCUGAAGAAAAGAUCCUACUUUGGCAAGUUAAUUCAAAACAAGCAACAGGAAAUGCCACCACCUCCACCACCUCCACCUCCGCCCCCGCCAGCUGGAGCAACUGGUGGAAAAGGGAAGUCUAGGGGAAGGUUCCUACUUUAUUUUUCUGCUGACAGAGCAGCCACAAAAGAACGCAAAGAAGUCAAAGAUACAAAGACCCUGGGAGGUGCAUCUCAGGGUCCUCACAGAGCCAGAGCUUUUAAUGAAGAUGAGGACAAUCCAUACGUGCCAAUGAGGCCAGGAAUGGCUGCCCCUCUGGAAAGCUCCAGUGAUUACAUGCCAAUGGCUCCUCAAAACGUUUCUGCUUCAGUAAAGUAUCACUCCCGAUCCUCUUUUGAAGAUUCAAGAGGGUAUAUGAUGAUGUUUCCCAGAGGAAACCCACCACCUGCCCCAAUUCCUCCAAAAGCACCUGAUCCUUAUAAAGAGGAUAACUCUAAGGACAAUGAUAGUGACAGUGAUUACAUGUUUAUGGCUCCUGGAGCUGGUGCAAUUCCAAAAGAAACCCCAAAUCCUCAGGGAGGCUCUUCCUCCAAAAGUUGGAGCUCCUACUUCUCUCUGCCAAAAACUUUUCAGAGCUCCCCAUCGGGACAGAGUGACCACAGUGAGUAUGUACCAAUGUUCUCUGGAAAACUCCUGGGGAAGGGCUUAGUUAAAGAAUGGUCAUCAAUCAGGGGCCCCAAAUAUGCAGCUUCCAAGCCUUCAGUUGAGGGUUUUGAAGCUACCCUCCAGUCAGUCUCAAAACCUGGAGAUGGGAGUUCAGCUCCAAAGCCUUCAGAUGAUGGGCCCCCUAAGGACCAGGCUAAGAGACCUAACCAACUUUCUUUUAUUACAAAAGAAAAUAAAAUCGAGCCCAAAACACAAAAGCCCACACAUGAGCAGAGAGAGGCUGACAACUUUAGUGACUAUGCCAACAUUGACUUCACUAGAAGCAGUGAUACGUCAGCCCCCUUUACUCAAGGACUGCCACAUUCCUGGGGCAUAAUUGCUAACCCCAGACAGUCAGCCUUUUCUCAUUACAUGAAUAUUGAGUUCAGAGUGCCAUUUCGAAAUGCAGCAAGCGUCCUCUCAAAUCUUUUAAGAGCUAUUCCAGGUAUCAACCGCUUCUUUCUGGACGGUGCUAGGUGGCCACUUCUGCCUCUUUUUACCAGUGCUACAGGUAGCAAUGCUAAUGAGGAAGAGUGUGAGUACAUUGAAGUGACAUUCAACCCAGCAAUGACACCAGCCCUGACUUUUGGUGAUCGUGCCAUUCGCUAUGAUGCUGAAACAGGUCGAAUCUAUGUGGUCGACCCAUUUUCUGAGUGCCAUAUGGACAUUUCUCUCUCCCCUAGCCGCUGCUCAGAACCACCACCUGUAGCUAGGCUGCUGCAGGAAGAAGGGCUAGAGAGAAGAAGCACACAAAGCCGUUCGCAAAGUAUAUUUGCAUCCACCAGAGCUGCUGUCUCCGCUUUCCCUACCGACAGCCUGGAGAGACACCUCUACACCUCCCUAGGCUCCACCUCGGCUGUGGGCGCUGAGCCAACCUUAGCUGUAGGCCCCGCUCUAGCCGCUGCCUCCGCCCUCGCAGCGGUCCCAGGCACAGGGGCAGCCGCUGCGGGUUUGGAGGCUGCCUCUGGAUUUAACUCUGCCUCUGCCUGCUGGUUCCAACCUGUUGCUAAUGCUGCUAGUGCCCACGUCGUUGCCAGUAGCUCCAACCCUAGAGCCCAAAACCCAUCUUCAGACCUUGCCAGAGGUGAGAACAGGACUGGUGAGGCUGCUACCGCAGCUGCUGCUCCCCCACCACCACCUCGCCACUGGUUGCCUAGGCGCCCCGAGCGAGAAGAUUCUGAUGAGGAAGACACAUACGUGAGAAUGGACUUCGCCUUCGCUGGACCUGAGGACAAAAAGUUCGACUCUCCCAAAAGAGGUUGGUAA
This is a messenger RNA of Pipistrellus nathusii (Nathusius's pipistrelle), 3792 nucleotides long. The record is from the annotation of a GenBank genome assembly. Lineage: Eukaryota; Metazoa; Chordata; Mammalia; Chiroptera; Vespertilionidae.